Messenger RNA from Capronia coronata CBS 617.96, 1797 nucleotides. RefSeq lists its product as uncharacterized. The record is from RefSeq and is a predicted model, not a curated record. The transcript is spliced from 3 exons. The coding region runs from base 1 to 1797 and encodes 598 amino acids. Gene Ontology annotation, molecular function: catalytic activity. NCBI's taxonomy places the organism in Eukaryota, Fungi, Ascomycota, Eurotiomycetes, Chaetothyriales, Herpotrichiellaceae.
AUGUCGACUCAGGCAGUGUUCGCAAACGCUUGGAACCGACCGCAAGCCCGCAAAGGGCCCAACGUUCCCUAUCAAAACGAUGCAGGCUCGAACCCCGUGCUUCGGGGCUAUGCCUUGGCUGCAGUCUCGAGAAUUGUCGCUUCGUCUGCGUGGAUCCAGAGCGUCCUGUGGAAACUCAACAAGUUCGAUAAGCUCAAAGACACCGCUGGCAUUGACCAGUACGAGAUCCGCCUCGAUCCCACGGUCAUCCCUAUCUCCUCGCCUUCUGAAAGUGCGGCACCCUUGACCGACCUACCGGCACCUCCCCCUCGAGCCUCUUCAAUCAACUACUACACUUGCGCCGACUUUCAUGAACUGUACAAGUCUGGCACAGUCACUCCUUCAGAUGUCGUGGAGCAUCUGUUGCCUCUGAUCCGACGUGAUGUUGAACCGGCAGGUCCAUAUUCCGUCGCCUUCAUCGACUCUAAAGUAGACAUUGUCCGGGCAGCUGCGAAAGCAUCGACGGACAGGUAUCGGGCGGGCAAACCACUGAGCAUGCUCGACGGGGUGCCGUUGACCGUGAAAGACGAAGUCCAUUUGAAGGGAUACAAAAGGACCCUGGGAACAAAGCUGGAUUUCUCGGACCCGGGAGACAGGACAGCUUGGUGUGUCGAGAAAUGGCAGGAGGCCGGCGCCGUGAUCAUUGGCAAGACCAACAUGCACGAAGCUGGCCUUGACACAACCAACAACAACCCUAACUGGGGCACGCCUUUGAACCCUCACAACAACAACUAUUACACCGGCGGCAGCUCAGGCGGUUCAGCAUUUGCUGUCGCCUCGGGCAUUUGUCCCAUUGCACUGGGAGUGGACGGUGGUGGUUCUAUCCGUCUGCCCUCAGCCUUCUGUGGCAUCUACGGCCUGAAGCCGACCCACGGCCGGGUCUCUUCGAGAGUUGAUCAUGAAUGGACAGAUAGCGUCGUGGUCAAUGGCCCCAUGGCUAGCAACAUCGACGACCUCGCCCUGGGCUAUCGCAUCAUGGCUCAACCAGACUCCUUUGCGAGACGGAGCUCUCGAUUUCCCAAUCCUCUAGUCACGAAUGAAUCAUUAUCAGGCCUGCCCAAGGGACGGAAAUAUCUAGGCAUUGAUCGUGUUUGGAUUAAUCGGUCCGAUCCGGUCGUCCUUGACAUGUUCAAUGCUGCGGUUGAACGCUACACUAAAGUCCAUGGCUACGAAGUUGUCGACAUUUCGAUCCCCCUUCUCCCACAAGGUCAAAAAGCCCAUGCCCUGACGAUUCUAUCUGAGACUCGCAGCCAAUAUAGCACUGACAAGAUCAAGCAGCUAACAUGGCAUAAUCAACUCCUGCUCAAUGUGGCCGGGAGUCAUGCCACGGCACAAGAUUUCAUUUUCUCUCAAAAGCUACGCAAUCUUCUGAUGUGUCAUCUCGCCUGGUUGUGGGAAGAGUACCCCGGACUGCUGGUCCUGACGCCUACAACGCCCUGCGCGGGCUGGAAAAUCGGCAAGCCCAGCGAUGUCACCAGCGGAUACGGUGUCAGUGAUGGAGACAUGAGCUUGAGGUCCAUGGAAUAUGUCUAUAUGGCGAACUUUACCGGCGCCCCGGCCAUUACUUGUCCUAUGGGCUACACUGACGCGGGUGUCCCUGUUGGGCUGAUGGCCAUGGGAGAAUGGGGCAGCGAGGAACAGCUGAUUGCUUUUGGCAAGGAAGGCGAAUCGUUACUGGCGAGCGAAGGAGGCGUUCGGCGGCCGAAGGGCGACAAGAAGUGGAUUGAUGUCCUCGCGGUGCAGAAGGUUGUUGAAUAA